Messenger RNA from Chanos chanos (milkfish), 471 nucleotides. RefSeq names its product proteolipid protein 2-like. The coding region runs from base 1 to 471 and encodes 156 amino acids. Gene Ontology annotation, cellular component: membrane. NCBI's taxonomy places the organism in Eukaryota, Metazoa, Chordata, Actinopteri, Gonorynchiformes, Chanidae. The transcript is spliced from 5 exons. The record is from RefSeq and is a predicted model, not a curated record.
AUGGCUGACAUCACAGAGACAACUCCUGCAGCCAACUGCAUGACGAGUUUAGAGAGUUACGUGCGGACUCGAAAAGGAGCUGUUCUUGCUGCAGAAAUACUUAUCAGCUUCGUCAUUCUCAUCUGCUAUGGGGCAUCACGGUAUGGAGGCUACUUGGCAGUGGCUAUCUGCGAGAUGGUCUUUGCCAUCAUCUUCUUCGUUGUGUUCAUGAACGAGCUCGACAAGGAAUUCCAGGGCGUCAACUGGAUUUGGAGUGACCUGAUCCGUGCCGGUAUUGGUGCAGCUCUGUACCUCAUCACUUCUCUGAUCUGUGUUAUUGGUGGAGCAGGGGACGGUGCUCGCAUUGCUGGUGGGGUGUUUGGCUUGCUGGCUGGGAUCCUGUUUGCAUACGAUGCUUACACUAUCUUCUUGGACAUUAAGAGCAGCAGACAGCACACUGCAGCCCCUACAGUUCUUCCCAGUAUUGUUUAA